Oncorhynchus keta (chum salmon) is the source of this 4890-nucleotide messenger RNA. Its product is annotated as calpain-9-like. The transcript has 22 exons. NCBI's taxonomy places the organism in Eukaryota, Metazoa, Chordata, Actinopteri, Salmoniformes, Salmonidae. Gene Ontology annotation, cellular component: cytoplasm. Bases 153 to 2534 code for a protein of 793 amino acids. Gene Ontology annotation, biological process: negative regulation of apoptotic process; proteolysis. The record is from RefSeq and is a predicted model, not a curated record. Gene Ontology annotation, molecular function: calcium ion binding; calcium-dependent cysteine-type endopeptidase activity.
ACCUUGCUGGAAUGGUUCGACUAAGGGAGACGCCCGUAUGUCUCCAUACGGGUGAAUGAGUGUGUGUGUAUUUAAGAACUGGGAUUGUUGUACAAGUCCCCACAAAAUAAGCAUAGACAUUUGCUAUUUUGAUCUCAACUUUACCAUUGAAAAUGGAGACUCGGAGGUUCGCAUCUGGUUCCAUUGCCAACCCUGUUCAAUUUCGGAACCAGCACUAUGUAGCCCUCCUAGAUGCGUGCGUUAAAUCCGGUUCACUGUUCUCUGACCCAACCUUCACCCCGGACCAGAGCUCCAUUGGUAUGCCUACCGACCCAGACCCCAAAAAGGAGGUCAAGUGGCUGCGACCCAAGGAGAUCAGUGCCAAUGCUGUGUUUGUGGAGGACACGACGUGUACCACCGAUAUCUGCCAGGGCCAGCUGGGUGACUGUUGGCUUCUGGCUGCCCUGUCCUGCCUUACCAUGCACCCCAAUCUCUUUGUUAAAGUGGUACCACCUAAUCAGAGCCUGACAGAAUCCUAUGCUGGCAUCUUCCACUUCAUGUUCUGGCAGUAUGGUGAGUGGGUGGAGGUGGUAGUGGAUGACAGGCUACCUGUACGCGAGGGUCGCCUGCUCUUCAGCUACUCCUGUACCCGCAACGAGUACUGGGGCGCCCUGGUGGAGAAAGCCUAUGCCAAGCUGAUCGGGUCAUAUGGAAGUCUGAAGGGGGGUAAUAUCUCAGAGGCUAUGGAGGAUUUUACAGGGGGCAUAGCCUACUCCCUCCCUGUCUCCUCCCGCGCCCCCAGGGUCAUGUGGAAAGCCCUCUCUGCUGCCAUGUCCCGUGGCAGCCUGCUCAGCUGCUUCAUACAGGCUAGUAACUACCGUGAGAUAGGCACAGUGACUGCAGAGGGACUGGUGAAGGGCCAUGCCUACGCCAUCACAGACACUGACACGGUGAAGAAGCCGGCUGGCGAGGCCUUGUUGCUGAGGCUGAGGAAUCCCUGGGGCUGUGUGGAGUACUCUGGACCCUGGAGUGACAAGAGUAAAGACUGGGAUGAUGUGGAUGCUGCUGAGAAGAAAAGGAUUGAUCUGAAAAACAGUGAGGACGGCGAGUUCUGGAUCAGUGCGGAGGACUUCAACAAGCUGUUUGACACAGUGGAGCUGUGUAGUGUGGACCCUGACCCCAUAGUGGAAGAGGACACAUCCACUGACCCCGACUCCCCUGCUGACCCCCCCUCUGCCUGGACCCUCAGCUCCCACAAAGGCUCCUGGGUAUCGGGCUCCACUGCAGGGGGGAGCUGUAGUUACCCUCGAUCCUUCUGGAAGAAUCCCCAGUUCCAGCUUGUCCUUGCCGAGCAUGAUGAUGAUAUAGAGAUGACCCCGGGGGAGAAGAAGGUGGCAGAGAAGCAGAAGGAGACGGUAAAGCAGUGCACCGUGCUGGUGGAACUACUGCAGAAAGACCGGAGAAAGAAGGAGAAAAUCAACUUCCUCCACAUCGCCUUCCACAUCUACAGGGUGAGAGAGGGAGGGAAAAUGUGUUGUUCCUGUGUGCGCUGUGAAUGUGAACGUUCUACAUUUUCAGUUAAUCUGACAUAUUUCCUGUUUCUGCAGGUUCCUCCAAAGCUCCGGGGCCUGUGUCUGGACCAGAGCUUCUUCUCUUUCAAGCAGCCUGUGGGGAGUUCUGGGGUGUACCAGCCUUUCAGGGCUGUGUGGAGGGAGGUGAGGCUGGACCCAGGAAACUACGUGAUCCUGGCCUCCACCUACAGUCCCAACCAGCCCGCGGAAUUCUUCCUCCGCGUCUACUCCAAGACUGGCAACAAUCUGGGGACACAAGACUUCACUUGCUCCACUGGCUUCCUCAUGGUCAUGUCAAUGCCACCAGUCUUGCCAGAGGAUCGCAAGAGAGUACAGAAGACCUUUGAUGAGGUGGCGGGGCCGGAUGACAAGCUGAAUGCUAAGGAGUUCAUGAAGCUGGUUAACUCAGUUCUGGAGAAAGACUACCAGCUGCCACUGGAGACAUGCAGACAGCUCAUCUUUGGAGAGGAAACUGGGGGGCGUAGCAGUCUGACCCGAGAGCAGACAGAGCCUGUGCUGGCCUCUCUUCGCAGUCUUCAGUCCAUCUUCUUCAAGUUUGAUCAGGACUCUUCAGGGACUAUGAGCCCCUUUGAGCUUAGUCUGGCCCUCCAGGCUGCUGGUGUGCAGUGUGAUGGCCAGGUCAUACAGCUGCUGUGGGAGAGGUUUGGCUCUGGGGAGCUGCACCUGCCUUUCCAUGGCUUUGUGGCCUGUAUCACCAGGCUGCGCAAGCUAUUCGCCCUGUAUAAAUCAGAGAGCAACCCUGAGGUCAAAGACGGAGGAAUCAAUACUAUGGAGUUAAAGCACUCCGUACCAGUGAUAGGUCCAAAGCCACUGCUGCUGUGUUGCAGGAAGUGCUAUGUGCAAUCAGCUGGUGGCCCUUCUUUACCAGACAGCGCACUACUCUCAACUAAACAUUCCUGCUGCACCACCAGUUCACGGCUGCACAGACACAGAACAGCGUUGGCACAAGCCAAGAACACUUAAGUUCUCUCUACAAAGCACUCAAUGGAUACAGGCCUGACAUGGACCUUCUCCGCGUGCCAACUUUUGUCCACUUACUGCCCCUCUUGUGACAACAAUGGAAAUGUCAGCUGACGUGCCCCUGGUUGAGUCUGCCUUUGGGCCAGUGCAAGCUAACAGUGUGCUGUCCUAUCAACUUCCACAGCCAGACCUGUGAAAUUGUGAAGAUUGCCGAUGCCCCUGCUCCACCAAUAAUUCCAUUAGAUGGCUACAGGCUUCAGUCUUCCCAGUGUGCUUACGUCCUUAACCAUCAGGAGCAGUUCCACCUCAAGGCAUUCGAGACAACCUACGAGAUGUCACACAAAGUCGAGGUUGCUACAAGGGAGCAGAGCAGCAACCCAGAAUGGCAUCCGCUCAGGACAAUGAGAAUAACAUCCUAUCGUUUGAGAGGUUUGCCAUGUCCGGGGAGAGACCUCAGCUGACCACCUAGCUGAGCGGAUGUUCAAGGGAUCAUGGAGAUGAAGAGGGGGCUCUGGUCCAUGGAGCCAGUGGCUGUACAGGAGUACUGCACACUGAAGAAUGUUAACUUCCUUCCGUGUGGCUUCGUAGUGCACCAAGAUGCUCCAUGGUUAGGAUCCUCUCCAGAUGGAUCCCAGUGUGAGACCUCACUUUGGACUCUUAGAGGUCAAGUGCCCAAAUGUACUAAGUUAUGUUGACUGCCUUUACCUGAAGAUACAGAAUGGGGAGCUGAAGUUGAAGAGAUCUCAUGCUUACUACUGGCAGGUGCAAGGUCAAAUCCUUCUAAAAUGUUGUAGCUGGUGUGACUUUUGUAAUCUGUGCACAGGAGGACAACCUAGUUGAAAGGAUAUAUAAAGAUCUACAGGUUUCAAAACCUAUAAGAGGGAAGGUUGACAACUUAUUUUUACCACUACCUGCAGAAGUGUCUUAUCUCGCACCUGAAUGGAUCCCCUGCAUGGGUGCCAAGUUUAGUGGUAUUAUGAAAAAAUAAGUAUUGAUGUUCUUGUGAAGAAAACUACAGUAUAAUAGAUGUUUUAAAAAAAAUGUAUUUCAGCAAAUGUUCAACAGUUCAGUUAAUCAAUUACACAUCUCUAACAUUGUAUUCAAUCUUGCAUUCUGGCUAUUCUGUGUUGACUUGAUUUCUUUCCCCCACCCUUUAACUCAUUGCCUAAUUAAAGCCAAUACAAGCUCUACACAAACUGAUAUUCACUGCAACACAAAUUAUUGAUACAUGUCAUAGAUAAACAAAUUAUUAUUUUGCUGCUAGCAAAUAGACACAUGUACAUUUACACUGGCUUGGCCAAAGGUCCGUUUUGAUAGUUGACCAACAGGCGGCAGGGUAGCCUAGUGGUUAGAGCGUUGGACUAGUAACCGGAAGGUUGCAAGUUCAAACCCCUGAGCUGACAAGGUACAAAUCUGUCGUUCUGCCCCUGAACAGGCAGUUAACCCACUGUUCCUAGGCUGUCAAAAUAAGAAUUUGUUCUUAACUGAUCUAGUAAAAUAAAGGUAAAAAAAAACAAAAUCAUUUUGCAAAUAAUUGGUUGAUGCUGCCUGCGAUGGUCAGGGGGAUGACUGUCAAACAGCUUGUGCUCCUUUACUCUGCGGCUCAUUCUUUCAACAUGCACUCUCAGCCUGGCAGUGGAUUGGGUCUCCCUUAACUCAUGCGCUGGUAUCUGUGUGUGUCUUGAAAGGCUGUCCUCUUGACCCUGCACAGAACAAUGUCAUCUACGAAAAAGCCCUUAUCCACCACACGGCCAUCGCUCAUCCAUAUAUUUAUUUGUACAUAUUCUUAUUCAUCCCUUUACACGUGUGUGUAUAAGGUAGUUGUUGUGAAAUUGUUAGGUUAGAUUACUUGUUAGAUAUUACUGCACUGUCGGAACUAGAAGCACAAGCAUUUCACUACACUCGCAUUAACAUCUGCUAACCGUGUGUACUGUAUGCAACCAAUAACAUUUUAUUUUAUUUUUAAUGGCCAUGUCAGGGGUGAGUAAGGAAAUAAUUCCAGACUGCUUGAAGAUCUCCUUGUCAGAUCCAGAAUACAACGAUGACAAGUGACAGCUCCAUGUGGUGACGUUCCCAACAUGCCCUUAAAGGUACAGUGUGACUUGUAGGGAAAAAAACGCCUCACUCUGCAGUAGUAGUGACGAUGGUGUUUGGCAGCGGUGUUCAGUGCAGUCGAUCACUACCUGGGGGUCUGGAUAGUCCUUGUUCUCAGGUGGGCUUUUGGAUCCUUGGGGAUCCAUAUCCGUGUUGAUCCAAGCAGACAGUAGAGGAAGUUGGCCCAAGAGAUCAUAAUCGGUCUCACUGUCGAUUGGUGGAGGCUGAACCAAUGGGCCAAAUCCUUCUGCUUCAGACCCAGCGA